Messenger RNA from Pantherophis guttatus, 4671 nucleotides. RefSeq names its product zinc finger and BTB domain containing 46 (gene ZBTB46). The record is from RefSeq and is a predicted model, not a curated record. NCBI's taxonomy places the organism in Eukaryota, Metazoa, Chordata, Lepidosauria, Squamata, Colubridae. Gene Ontology annotation, biological process: regulation of transcription by RNA polymerase II. Gene Ontology annotation, molecular function: DNA-binding transcription factor activity, RNA polymerase II-specific; RNA polymerase II cis-regulatory region sequence-specific DNA binding; protein binding.
GGGGUGAAAGAGAGAGGGAGGUGCGUCCCCUGAAGUGGGAGGGGAGUGGGUAAAGAGGCCACCUUGACAGCUAUUCUGAGAGGAGUUUGGGGGGGGUGAAAGAGGAGCCUUCCCCCAAUGCCCCUGAGGCUGAAGUGUGGGGAGAGGCCACCUUGCUGGCUGUUCUGAAGGAAGAUGGGAGGGGUGAGAGAGAGAGAGAGCAGAUACACCCCCAAUUAUUCACCCCCUGAGGUUGAUGUGGGGGAGAGAAGCCACCUUGAAUAUCCUGAAGGUUAGUGGGGAGGGGGGGAGAUGAGAGAGGAGAUGAUUUCCCCCCCUUCCUUCAAAUGGGGCAGGGGGGCGCCUCUGCUCUCCUUUCGCCCCUGGACGCGCUUGCCUUAUUUGGGGCUGGGGGGCUGAAGGGGUGGGAGGGCUGAGGGCCGGCAGAGACUGACUGGCAGGGGGUUAACCCCCUCCUGCUGCUCCCCUCCCCCUCCCCCCCACCUCCAAAAGGGGAAUUUUCCAGCUGGUAAUUUCUGCUGCGUCAACACCCAGCUGGAGGGAGUGGAGAGGAGGGAGACAAGGGGGCAUUUUCACAGCAGCGCCACUUCGCCAAAGAGGACCAACCACCCUGGCCUGGCUGGGCUGAUAAAAGAGAUAUUUAAUUUAUAUAUAUAAAAAAACUUUUUAAAAAUUAAGCAUCUGUGCAAGUUGGACCAAGAGUUUACUCAAGACAGAGAAGGGGAGAGGAUAGAGUGACACCAAACUGCUUGGGAGAAAAGAAAAAAAAAGGGGAAUGAGAGUGUGCAGACGUGGGAGUGCAAAUACUUCUAAAUGAAUAAUCAGAAGGAAGACAUGGAGAUUGCCUCCCAUUAUCAUCAUCUGCUUCAGGAACUCAAUGAACAAAGGCAGCAUGGUAUCCUCUGCGAUGUUUGUAUUAUAGUGGAAGGAAAGAUUUUCAAGGCUCAUAAAAAUAUUUUACUUGGGAGUAGUCGUUAUUUCAAGACAUUGUAUUGCCAGGUGCAGAAGACCUCUGACCAAGCCACAGUCACUCAUUUGGAUAUUGUAACGGCACAGGGCUUUAAAGCAAUCAUUGACUUCAUGUACUCGGCACACCUUGCAUUGACCAGCAGGAAUGUUAUUGAGGUGAUGUCAGCUGCCAGCUAUCUUCAAAUGACUGAGAUUGUGCAAGCUUGCCACAAUUUCAUAAAGGCUGCUCUUGACAUAAGCAUAAAGUCUGAUGCAUCGGACGACCUUAUUGAUUAUGAGUUUGGGGCUUCCUCUAGCAGCAGUACGGAUGCCCUGAUUUCUGCUGUCGUAGCUGGUAGGAGCAUAUCUCCCUGGCUGGCUCGAAGGACAAGUCCAGCAAACUCUUCUGGAGAUUCAGCUAUUGCUAGCUGUCACGAAGGAGGAAGCACCUGUGGAAAAGAGGAUCAAGAGCCAAAAUCAGAUAGUCACGAUGACGUUUCAUCCCAGUCUCUUUGGUCUACGGAUUUGGCCUAUGGGACUUUGCGUGUCAAAGAAGAACAGAUCUCUCCCACUCAUUAUGGAGGGAAUGAAUUGCAGUCUGCCAAAGACAGUGCAAUGCAAAAUGCUUUCUCAGAGCAAGGAACUACAGAUGGGUGGCAGCCUACAGGGCGUAGAAAGAAUAGAAAAAAUAAGGAUACUGUGCGCCAUAUCACACAACAACUUGGAGAGGACAGCAGGACAACUUCACCAGUGCCACCCUUUCUAACUGCCCCUGGAUGGCCAUACAGUAAUCAAGAAGCAAGUGUGGAUCUGACGGGGGCAGAGUCCAACAAUUCUGACAACAGAAUAGAGAGAGUGGAUCUUUAUGCAAAGGUUGAUGAAGCACUCCUAGGAGGUGAUGUGAGUUAUCUCUCUCAGCCACUUACUCCAGAGAACGAGGAUGCACUUCAGGCUCUAGCAGUUGCUAACUUGCGGGCAGCUCUUAUGAGCAAGAAUAGCUUAUUGUCCUUGAAAGCUGACAUGCUGGGAGAAGAAAGUUCUCUGCUCUUUGAAUAUUUACCCAAAGGCACACACUCAUUGUCUUUAAAUGAGUUCACAGUCAUCAGGAAGAAGUUCAAGUGUCCCUACUGCAGCUUCUCAGCCAUGCACCAAUGCAUCUUGAAAAGGCAUAUGCGAUCCCACACAGGAGAACGACCCUACCCGUGUGAAAUUUGCGGGAAGAAAUUCACCCGGCGAGAACACAUGAAGCGGCACACCUUGGUUCACAGCAAGGACAAAAAAUACGUCUGCAAAGUGUGCAGCCGAGUGUUUAUGUCCGCCGCCAGCGUGGGCAUCAAGCACGGUUCCCGUCGCCACGGCGUGUGCACUGACUGUUCUGGCCACAGCAUGGCUGGCCACUUAGAAGCCAGUGGCGGAGACGGGUCCCCGGAGGGAUUGUACGGCCCCGAGGGCCCUUACGCUGAGGACCCCGACGACCUCAAGGCGGAAGGAGACGAAGAGGAGGAAGACGACCUGAAAUGGAAAGAGGAGAUGGAGAUUUCGCAAGACGAGGCCAUCUUGGAAAACGACAAAGAUGGCGCUGACUCUGCCCCAGAGAACCCUGGGGAGACCGACAAGGAUUUCGCUUGGAUUUCUUAGGGAUUUGGGGGGGGUUUCCUACCGGUUUGGGGAUCGCAGGGUGGGAAGAGCUGUUAUCAGGGAAGCUCCAGUAGCCUGGCCAUUGUCCCCGAGUAUAGAAACGCAUUGUGUGUGAAGACUUCCCCCCCCCCCCCAAAGAACAUCUGAUAACUUCCCUAUCGGAUUUUUGCAUCAAUAAGCAUUUUCCCUCGAUGCCGUCACUUCCUUCUUUUAAAUCCUUCCAACCGUUUUAAAAAUAGGAAAAGAAGAAACCCAACCCUCAAAUCUUUUCAGUCGGAACCGACCAGGUUAUAUUGCAGGCAGCAUGGAGUUUCCUCUCUCAAAUAUAUAUAUAUAUAUAUUUAUUAUUUUUCCACAGUCAGACUUAACAGAGAGAGAACAUGUGCUUCUCCAACGAUAAUGAUCAAAAAUGUUUUAAAAUAACUACCCUCCCAGCAGCAGGGGAACGUGGUAUCAAGGUUACCGGUGGUAAACAAAACAGUGGGAAGCGUUUGAGAUCCCAGCCGGAGAGAACAAUAGGCUUUGCCGUUUGCAGCAGCCUUCACUAGACUGUUGUCCUCUUUCCCUGGAGUGGGUUGAUCAAAGGAUUAAUUUAGCCCACUGGCAUUUGAAUAACCUCAGGUUGCUUCCAUUUAUAACUUGCUUGCUAAUGAGGGCAGAGCGAGAUACCCACGCCACAAAUAUGCCCCCUUGUGGCUAAGCCUCAAAAAAAUCCACUUUUCUGUCUUUGGAUUGUGUCAUUCAGGGACAGAAGCGAGGUUUGAACGGAGCAUUGUGGCAGUGUGAGGAACCAAAGAGUUUUCUUGGCCGAAGCUCCGUUAAGAAAUAGCUGUGUUGGGUUUGUUACUAAGCCACGCAUCAAGUAACUAUGUCGGCUGGGCCGAUCUUUGCCCUUGCGUCGAGUGGGGAACCUCUCAAGGAAUGAGUUGCUAAUCAGUCCACAAGACCACAUCGAUAUAUCGCAAGCAAGGAAAAUUCCACUUGGUUUCCCAGCCUGGAUAGCAGAUGCCUUUGACCGCCCUAAGGAAAAUCUCACAUAUUCUUCCAAAGGCCUUAGUACCUCUUUAUCUGGAGUUUUAGGAUCUGCGCAUUUGGGGAAGCAGCCUUCGGUAUUUAAACAAGAUAUUUUGUGACCUUUCUCCUCUGUAAUGAUUGAAUAGGAUUUCUGGCUGGUUACUGCUACUUUUCUGGGACAGCUUUAAAAGGGUCAUUUGGCCAAUUCGUUCUUUUAUCUUGGCCUCCUGCACUGAAGCAGAAAAAAAUGCAUCUGAAACCUCUUGUUCUUAGCUGCAGAACCUGUAGAUUCAUUCCGAAUACUGUGAGGCUCAAAACCAUUACCUGACCUUAAAAAAAACAACUCUCUGAGUCAGAGAGGUCAAACAGUUAAAGGUGCUGAUUCCCUCUCUCUCUCUCUCUCUGUGUGUGUGUGUGUGUGUGUGUGUGUGUGUGUGUGUGUGUGUGUGUUCGGGCAAACCGGUGGCGGCAGUGGGAGGCGUGUUCAGAAGAUGCGUGCGCCCACGAGUGAACCGGUAACGGGUUUUUGAAACCCACUAUUGGUGUGCAUGCAUGUGUGUCUAACUAGUAACAUAGGGUCUGUGUAUUGUCAGAUCUGAUAACAAAGGUAACAUAUCGUAAUUUCUAAAGAGUAAUAUAUCCUUUCCUUCUCUGGCACUUUUUCUAACUUUUGGAAUCUUGAAAUGUUUUAAUAAUGUAACCUAAGGAGUUGGGAACAUCCUAGUUUCAAGAGUUUUGUUUCAUUUUCUCUAUUACUUUUCAAUUGUAGCUGCUUCGUAAGUCAAUGGAGGAGGGAGAAGUGUACAAGAAUGAAAGACACCUGGCAUUGUUAAUCCUCCAGAAAGAAUCACCUUAAUGUUUCUAAAAGAGAGAAAGUGAAAGAAAAGCAUCAUUUCCUAGUUAAAGAACUUCCUAUGCAGGUUUGUAGAGGAGCACCCUUGGCUUAACGUACUAAAUAAACCCAGUUAGAAAAUGAGUGCAGAAGGGGUGCCGAAUUGCAGGGGGUUGUACUUACGAUUAUUAUUAUUUUUAUUUAUUAAAGUUGUAUGCCGCCCAUCGCUCUGCAAAUAA